Sclerotinia borealis F-4128 is the source of this 1896-nucleotide messenger RNA. The record is from the annotation of a GenBank genome assembly. Lineage: Eukaryota; Fungi; Ascomycota; Leotiomycetes; Helotiales; Sclerotiniaceae.
AUGAGAUCCACAGUAGUCCUCACCGUAGCGCCCGAGUAUCGUGGUGAGCCCCGCAUACCCAGCGAUGCAAAAACAUGCAUAGUGGUCGUGAACACUCUGGAUGGCGGAUGGUCCUACAAAUUUACCGUCCUCUUUUCGAAAACACCUACGCAUCCUCGGGCCAACCCCCCAGGACUGAUACGAGCAUUCGCCAAUAGGAGUCUUGACGCCUAUACCAACUACGUAGAAGUGGGGAACGAGGGAAUCUUCAUAGCCAACUCACUUUGUGUAGCCCUUCAAAGAUUCAUGCUUGGCGAGAGCCAUCACAUCUGUAAUGCGAGAUUGCCGGUUCAAAUCGCUAUCAGAUUUGGUGACGGUCCGUUGGUUUCUCUUGAUACCUCUUUUGUUGUUGAAGAAGAGGUAGCCAAGUUCUUACGCCCUGGCCCUCCCCCUAAUGAUUUACAUCGCUUCAUCGAUUUGGCGACGUAUUGCGUGGCGAUCGAUAUACCUGCUCCUAGACGGGAACGCGUAGAGGAAAAGACCGCGCUUAUGGAAAUCGCUACCAAUGCUCAAUGCGCAAAUAUUUCGCCCAUCGAUGAAGAAGCAUAUCGAGCUACCUGUCCCGACUCCCCCCUUUUCGAUUCAUACCCCAAUGUCAGUUCAUGUUCCGAAGAAAGAUGCGAUGCGAUCACUCGGGUGCUUCUAUCCGGCAAAUCAAUCCAUGGUGUGUCAAAAGCUCUCGUGAUCGGUAGCGAUGGUUCUGCUGCUAUUUUUUCUGCCUUGCGGAAACAAGCAAUUGAGGUGUCGUUCUCAAGACGUCGUGAAACAUAUACCUACAACGACUACGAAAACGACCAGGAAUGGUUUGCCUAUUCUCCUGCUGGAAAGUAUACAUUCGACAAAGAAAAGUACGAUUUAGUUUUCAUCGACAUGCCCAGCUCUGAAGACCUUGCAUUAGAUGCCCGUCAGAAGUGUGAGCUCGCCACUUCUUUACGUGACGCCGGUGCGAUUGAUGGAUUAAUAAUUCUAUCUAGCGCGACCGAUAACGAUGCCGUACUCCGUCUCAGAAAUACACCCAGUGGAAAACUUGACGUGGAUGAUCCAUUCCGUUGCGUACUUUUAGGUACUUUUGAUAUUUUGGCAAAUGGCGCAAAUACGCUUGGUCGAUUUAUCUUGCCCGAUCAUCCAAUAUACUCGAGUUUCCAUCCUACGCUUCCCAAUCAGUCUGGCGUUUUCAUUUGCAAUCAGAACGAGUGGAGUAGUGUGCUUUCGGGUCGAUCAUACCUCUUAGCCUCUUCUCAAAUGAACUCGAUUCAUCAUCAUGUCCGAUUGGCGGAAAGUCCGCUACAGUGCUACGCUGCUUUGAAAGUUGGCGCUCCUUCUCUCCUACCGACUAGCUUGGAGAAGAUCUUUGACUCCGAGACCUGGAACAUCCAUUUUCUGCCAUCCUCCUUUUUCUCUCACAAUCCUCGAUUUUUUGAUAUGGUUGCUGCGCGUUACGAUGAACUGUCAGAUAUUUGUUGUAACCGUGGCUUUGAUGCUCCCAAAGAAAUUUUCUCUUCAUUUUCAAGUCGUACUACCACUGUACUUUUGAAGGACUUUUCCAGAUCUAGAUUUGCUUUGCAUGAUGACGAUUUAGACGAAGAAGACUAUUUAUACGAAGACAUAUCGGACUACAACAGAGUCCUACCAUUCGAGACUAUGGCAAUAUUAUGCUCGAUUUCAUUCUUCUGUAUCCUGCGCAUGUACUUACACGCUUACGAUAAAAUUCUCGAUCGCCAUAUGAAUGCGUGGGACCUCCAAGACUUGCUAUGGAGGCUGACAGCAUUUGGAUCUUGGGAAGAGAAGCGCUACUAUAUGUGUUCAGAGAGUUUCGCUCUGGACUUCAGGGAUUUUGAUAAUGCAGAAAGGGAUUGA